Pieris macdunnoughi is the source of this 1020-nucleotide messenger RNA. The record is from the annotation of a GenBank genome assembly. Lineage: Eukaryota; Metazoa; Arthropoda; Insecta; Lepidoptera; Pieridae.
AUGGUACUCGCAGCAGUAUUGAGGCCGGAGAUCUUGCUUUGGGCGAUACCACUACUCCUCCUCUUAGGAACGAUCGCAGUGCUCGGUCUACUCGUCGUGGUAUUUCUCAUUAGACUGUAUGCCCAGGUCACCUGUGGCGUGUACAACGGAAAGGCGAGAAUGGACGGAAAAACCGUGAUCGUUACUGGGUGUACCAGUGGUAUUGGCAAAGAAACCGCCAGGGAUCUAGCGAAACGAGGCGCUAGAGUUAUUAUGGCUUGUAGGAAUAUGGACCUGGCUGAGAAAAUAAAAGAUGAAAUCAUAAAAGAAACGGACAAUUCGAAAGUGAUUGUAAAAAAACUGGAUUUAUCCUCGUUUGCUUCAAUCCGUGAAUUUGCUGAUGACAUCAAUAAAACAGAAACGAAGCUGGACGUGUUAAUACACAAUGCAGGCUAUGCGCAGACCUUUAAGAAGGCAAAAACAGAAGAUGGCCUAGAAAUGACCAUGGCUACAAAUCAUUACGGACCAUUCCUUCUAACACAUCUCCUUAUCAACUUAUUGAAGAAAAGCUCCCCUUCACGCAUCGUAGUUGUAUCGUCCUCUUUGUAUAGAUUAGCCAGGGUCAAUUUGGAGAACCCAAAUCCUUUGGACACUAUGCCUGGUUACUUAUACUACGUAUCGAAGGAAGCCAAUAUUCUCUUUACCAAAGAAUUGGCUCGUAGACUAGAAGGAACUGGCGUUACAGUAAACUGUCUUCACCCCGGUCUAAUCGACACUGGAAUCUGGAAAAACGUCCCAGCACCUUUAAGCUGGGGUCUUGCGCUUAUCAUAAAGGGUUUUUUCAAAACCCCACAACAGGGUUGCCAAACUACGGUAAAGUUAGCCGUCGAGGAAAAGUUACUGAAAACCACUGGCAAAUAUUUCUCGGAUUGCCAGGAAAGUUCGGUGUCACCUUCAGCCAGCGAUAUGGGCAAGGCGAGAAAAUUCUGGGAAAUCUCUGAAAAAUUGGUGCACUUGGAGGAAAAUGAUCCUAGGAUUUAG